This is a messenger RNA of Oppiella nova, 336 nucleotides long. Lineage: Eukaryota; Metazoa; Arthropoda; Arachnida; Sarcoptiformes; Oppiidae. The record is from the annotation of a GenBank genome assembly.
AUGUAUAGCCCAAUUGCAGUAACCGUUGGCUUAUUAGUGUUACUCAUAAAGCAAAUCGUAUUGAUAUUACUUCCCGAACAGAGUCCCGAGUUUUACGCAAUGGUUGGAGACGUCCCGUACUUUUCGGGCUUAAGACUACAAAACUCUGUGGCGAUGUUAUGCGGUCUGACUAUAGCCCUGUCCUCACAACUACUCACUUACUAUAACCAUCGGAAUGACAUAAAACCCACGUUUUUAACGGUACUGGUGUUCAUCGAAAGGUUGGGUCAGAAAAGGGUUGGCUUUUACUGUUGGCGAGUGUUUCUUAUCACCCGUUUCCGUGGUUACGAAGUAUAG